Molecule: messenger RNA, 1209 nt
Organism: Haplochromis burtoni (Burton's mouthbrooder)
Lineage: Eukaryota; Metazoa; Chordata; Actinopteri; Cichliformes; Cichlidae
Exons: 4
Coding region: 1-1209 (402 amino acids)
Source: RefSeq, a predicted model, not a curated record
AUGGCACGAAACCGCUUCCAAAACAUCAUGCAACACCUACGCUUUGAUGACAAGUCCACCCGCUGUGAUCGAGCAAAGACUGACAAGUUUGCUGCAAUUUCCAGUGUGUGGGGAUCAUUUGUCACCAACUGCAUCACGUGCUACAACCCUGGUCUACAUAUCACCGUUGAUGAACAGCUUUUCCCAUCAAAGACUCGGUGCUGUUUCCUGCAGUAUAUUGCAAGUAAACCUGACAAGUUUGGGAUCAAGUUUUGGGUGGCUUGCGACCUAAAAUCCAAGUACAUUUGCAAUGUCUUCCCAUAUCUUGGCAAGGACCCCAAUCGUCCCACUGGGGAGAGACUUUCUGAAAAUGUCGUAAUGAGGCUGAUGGAACCAUUCCUAGACAAGGGCAGAAAUGUUACCACGGACAAUUUUUUCACAUCGCUUUCACUGGCACAAAAACUUCUUAGACGGAAAACCACCAUCCUCGGCACAGUCAACAGGAUUCGCAGGGAAAUUCCUCAAUCCACUAGACAGACAGAUCGCAAUGCAUUCACCACUCAGGUGUUUUCAACCUCUGCUGCCACGCUGACGGCGUAUGCGGCCAAACGGAAGAAGACAGUCUAUAUUCUUAGCAGCAUGCACAGCGUGGUUCAGACUGAUAACACCACCAAAAGGAAGCCAAACACUGUCACCCUUUACAACAAAACAAAGUGUGGCGUGGAUGUGAUGGACCAGAUGGUUCGGGAGUACACUGUCCGCAAAGGAACACGGCGCUGGCCAGUCGCCGUGUUUUAUAACAUGAUUGACAUGGCAGCACUGAAUGCACAUGUGCUGUAUCAAGCAUGCACCGGGACGAAGGAAAGACGGGUGGACUUCCUGGUGGCGCUUGCAACAGAGUUGGCUCGCUCUCAUGUAGCUGGGAAGAAGGCAAGAAAAGAACAGUUGCUUCGGACACAACCCUCCACAUCUAGCCCUGGAAAAAGAGCCUCGUGUCAGGUCAAACACAACUGCAAGAACAAUCAUGCCACUGUGCGAUGUGUUCACUGCAAAAGAUACACAUGUGGUAAAUGCAGACUACAGAUACCAUGGCAAAUGUUGUGGAUCUGGCAGAGGCAGCAGAUAGAUGCUGACACUAUUAAGCUGCUCUGGGACCUGGAAUCAGUCCAGAACAACCAGUUCAACAACACACCAGCGAUGAUGUCCGAGUUUCUAGGACACGACAGCUGA